Molecule: messenger RNA, 4359 nt
Organism: Nematocida ausubeli
Lineage: Eukaryota; Fungi; Microsporidia
Exons: 1
Coding region: 1-4359 (1452 amino acids)
Source: RefSeq, a predicted model, not a curated record
AUGAAAAGAAGACAAAGUGCAUGGAUAAAGGUGUUUUUAAUGUUAUCAAACCUUCUGGACAUAAGAACCAGCAACGAACCAACAAACAAUAAUCCCGCUAGAUUCCCAAUGAAUCAGAACAAUAUCCACAUACAGAGACCUAAUAUAACAGACUCUUCACAUACAACUAUGAUUAAUAAUCCCCCGUAUACAACUAUGACUAAUAUCCCAGAUACACUUAGUGACUUAAACCUAUUCGGUAAAACCAUAAUUAUAUCUGGGCCUUACAAGGUCAUGACAAGUAGCGUAGUAAUUAUAACAGGAGACAGUACAAUUAUAACGGGAUAUAAUACAAUUAUACACGGUAAUAAUAGGAUUGUAGAUGGAAAUACAGUUAUAACAGGGAAUAGUACAAUUAUGUACGAUAAUAUAACGGUGACAGGUAAUAGUACAGUUAUAACAGGGAAUAAGACUAUUCUAACAGGAGAUACGAUAAUUAUACCGCGUACACUGCAGGAUACAGCAGAGAUGUCAUAUAAUAGGAUAAUACGUGGGUCAGGCUUAGUUAUAGACUUAAAUCAUACUGUUACAACGGGGAAUACAUCUGUAACACAGGAAAAUACGUUAUAUAGUGAAAGAAAUAUGUUAUAUGCUGGUGAAAAUACGUUGUAUAAUCAAAAUACGUCUAGUGCAAUUAAUAAUAGUGAAAAUACAUUAUAUAGCGAAAAUACGUUGUAUAAUGAAAGAAAUCCAUUAUACGAUGAAAAUAUGCUAUAUGAUGGAAAUGAUGUUAGUGAAAAUACACUAUAUGGUGAAAAUAUGUCUAGUGCAAUUAAUAAUGGAGAAAAUGUGUUGUAUGGUGAGAAUACGUUAUAUGGUGAAAAUACUAAUAAUUUAGAUAAUCAGGAUACCGUUAUACCAGGCGAUAACAAUUUGCAAGAUGAAAACAUUCCAUCUGUUAUACUAAAUACACCUGUAAGUAAUAUAACCCGUAAGAGUACUAAUUACAAUGGGACUGGUAACCCAAAUGAUUUAUAUACUAACGUAUUUACUGAAGAUGAGAAUAUGGCGGGUAGAUCUGAUAAAGAUGCAUCUAUAUACUCAUGGAUAUAUAAUUUGCAUAAUGAAAAACGAGUACCUGAAGAUAUCCCAAAAUCGUCAGAAUCAACUUCACCAAAUAAUACUAGCCUGAACACAGCAGAACAUAGUAGUCAUUUUGAGUAUACUCCUGAUUUAGUGAUGAAUUCUAUUGAAGAUUCAAGUGAAACUUCUAGUUCUGCUGAUAUAUAUUCAUCUUUCAUAAAAUCAAUGACACCUGAACAGAGAAAGGUAUUUCACGAAGCAAUUGAUAGAUUAGUGAGUGAUAUAGACUCUGAUGUGCCUAUGUCCCAGACAGAUGAUGUAAUUAAUGAAGUCUUUGAAAUUAAUGAAAAUAGUGAUAUAAUUGAUCAGGAUGAACAGAAAACAAGUGAUAAUGAGCAUAUAAUUGUCAUAAGUGAAGAUGGUUCUGUUAUUACUGAUAAUACAGAAGUCGGUGAAGUUGAAGGUCAUACGCCUGAAUACAAGAGUAGUGAAGAAAGUAUUGAAAUAAUAGAGGCCAUGGCAGUCCCUAGCAUAGAGAAUAAUAGGAAGAAGAUUGAGGUUAACCUUUUUAAUUACAGGAGUAUAGGAUAUCCAGAUGAAAAUAAGUUUACAAAUGCACAUUAUCAUCACUUACGAAAGAGCUCGGGCUUUCAUUCUAGGAAAGAUAAAAAGGACAUUAUAUCUAGCCUAAUGAAGGAGCGUGCUAAUAUUUGGGGUUUAUUGUUUCAUGUUCCCACUGCUUGCAAAGUAAGCCGAUUUAUGGUUCUUUAUAGGCUAUCUCACCCUAGUAAUGCGGAUGCAGUCAAUAGCUAUCUUAAAUCGUAUGAUUUAACGGCCUAUAAUGGUGUAUUUGUGGAUCUACAUCAAUAUAUAGCACAAACCAUAAGCACAAACCAUCUGCACCGAGGAUGGAACUGCAGACUGCAAGAAAUAAGAGUGAAGAGUGUGCAGGAUGCAGAAAUGUCAACAGAAGACACGGAGGAUGCGGGAAUAUUGACAGGUGAUGUGGAUAUGGAAAGUAUUGAUGGUGCAAAGGCGAAGCUGAUAAAUACAUGGAAAAUUAUAAAGAAAAGACAGAAGUGUGCAAAGAACUUUAGAGAGCCUAUUAGAACAAGAAGAUCCAUUAAGAACUCAGAAGAUGAGAGUGCGGUAGAAGAAACAAUUAAGAAAAGACAAAAACGUACUAAGAGUCUGGAAGAGCCUAUUAAGAAAAGAAGGUCCAUUAAGAGCUCAGAAGAAUUAGAAGUAUCCUUCCCUACAAAACUGAAUAAUUCACAGAAAACUGAAAGAAAUAAUUCUGCGUGUUCGAAAAAUACAAAAGACAAUAUAUCAAGUGGGACAGAGACUGAAAUUGAAACACUAUAUGAUAUAUACAUGAGAAGAUCCCUUAAUGCCUUCUGGUAUGCCAAUUCCCUGGAGAUAAUGAAUUCGAGCAAAAAAUGCUUGGAAAGAAGUAAGUGCGUGGAUAUAAUACUCCAAGAAAAUAUUAGCUUGAUUCUGGCACUUCCUGAGAUAUACCAAGACCUCUACAAUAUAAGUAAGGAUGCAAUUGAUGCUGCAAAGGAACAGUUUGCCAAGAAAAAUAUUAAAGCAGAAAGUAAUUUGGUAAUUGUUGAAUAUCUAAUGCAUAAAGUGCAGACAAACACAAUUGGCAUGGAAGCGACAUAUGAGAAAGUGAAAAAGAUACAUAUUCAUGGAGUAUCAAUUAUGAAACUUAAUAGGCAGCUUAUAUACAAUGUGGUAUAUAAUGCCUUUAUGCUUUUCUAUGCUAAUUCUGGAUAUUUGCAAAGGCUUCGGGUUGAGCGCUUUGAAAAAGAAUUAGAAGGGAUAGAUGAACAGAAGAAACAAAAAUUCUUUUCCUCCAAUUGCUACAAUUUUAGAUCACCUGAUAAGAAAAAGGUUUCUAUUCUGCUGGGGGCUCUUGGAGAUAGAAAGCUUGAAAACUCGGGUAACUCCUACUAUAGCCUUACAUAUAAACUGCUGGGUAAGAAUGCCAUUGUGAGCCAAAAGUAUCUUAUAUGCGAGUACUGGUUUAGACUACAGAGUGCUGCUAAAAACAAGUGCAGCACAAAGCCAAAAAUAGAUCGGGUUAAGGUUGUAUACAAGGAUCAUGUCUUAAGUAGGGCUGAAAUAACCCACGCCAAGCACUAUCACGUUCAAAUAGUGGAUAACUUCUUGCAUAGGGUAGAAACAAUACAUCUUCCAUUUUAUGUGCAUAAAUCAGGAGAAACUACAGAGCUAAUUCCAGUCCAUACAGUUGCCUGCAUAAUAGCACACUUGAAAAAAGUGUUCAAAAUAACAAACGAAAAAGUGCAUGGGGGUAUUUAUCCUUUCAAGUAUAACAGAAAGAAGGAAACCUGGUCAAUGGUUACUGGCACAACUGUGCCAAAUACUAAUCCAGCCAGUGACAUGCUGAAGACAGUUGAAGAGCUUAACCAGGAAGGAUUUGAUAUAAUAUUCUAUCAUAUACAAAAUAUACACGCAGAAAAUCUUACUUUUGCAGUGUUCUUGGGCCCUGGUGAAAAGUCGGGUAGAGACAGCCUUAAAACACGAAUCCCCUUGUUUCUUCCGCAACUAAUGGUUUCUGCUGCUCCGCUGGGUCCAUACAGCGCGAACUUCGAUCUCUCUAGAAGGAAUUUUGUCUCUGGCUUCUCUAACUUAAAACCCGUUGAAUUUAUCCACAUCAACGAUCGCUUUGCUGAGUACACGCAUAGCUCGUGCUCACUCAUGAAGAAUUACUACAGUGACUUUAUGGUUCAGAAUAUACAUGGACCAUUUGAGGACAACGAGUGCUUUGCAAUGGGUAUUAGGCAGUAUGAGGUUAAUGAGAAAAAAUUCAUUAGAUGGGAGACAAAACAGCAAAACAGUUCAGAAGAAUAUUCAAGCUACAUGUUUUCUUUCAAAGCAAAUGCAUCCCAGGCAGAUAAUUCGAAGAGAGAGACUGUUGAGAGGUUUUUGAAGGUUAUCCAAGGAAAGCAUGCUCUGCUAGACAUGGUUUACUAUGGCGUCUCUGUGCAAAUGCUUUCUGAAAAAGAAAGCAAAGAGUCAGGACUAAUUAUGUGUAAAACUUUGAGGGACUUCCUUAAAGACAGAAUUAAAGUUGUUUUUAGCCCAUACCCAUCAGAAAUCAUUAAAUUAUUAAACAACAGUCCAGUGUUGCAUUGCCCAGAUGCGAAUAGUGGUGUAAUAACGAUCAAAACAGUCAACCACACCAUGUCUAAGCUAGGCUUGCAUCUUGGGAUCUGGAACAUAUUCCUACAGAACUGCCGAGCCAUGCCAAGCCAAAACAUGGAAUAA